AUGUUCACCUUCCGUUUACCACUCUUUUCUUUCCUCCUCCUCUUCUCCACCACUACCACCACAACUACCGCCCAACCAUACAAACCCACUGACUACUUCCUCCUCAACUGCGGUGGUGAGUCGGUCACUUCCGAUCACCGGAAAUGGGACACCGAUGAACGCUCCAAAUUCAUACCCUCCACCACCUCCUUCACCUCCACCCCGAACUACCACAACCCCUCCAUCCCGGAAAUCCCAUAUUACACUGCCCGACUCUUCAACACUUCAUCAUUCACCUACACUUUUCCGGUGAUCACCAAUGGCCCUAAAUUUCUCCGCCUCUAUUUCUACCCUGCCACCUACUCCGGCUACCAAGCAAAUCAAUCUUACUUCUCCGUGUCAUCCAAUGGUUACACUCUCUUAUCCAACUUCAGCGCUUUCCUAACUGCAUCCUAUCUAGGAACUAACCUCGCUGACAGUUCCCCACUUCCCUACUUUAUCAAAGAAUACGUUAUAUAUGUAAACGAUACCCAAUCAUUAAACGUCACUUUUACCCCCUCCCCUAACUCGUAUGCCUUCAUUAACGGUAUCGAAAUCGUUUCACUACCCGAAAACUUAUAUUAUAAAUCAAAAAACAUGAAAUGCAUCGGUCUAAGUGCCGGACCCAUGAUCAAAGAGUACGUUGGUCUCGAGAAUAUUUACCGGUUAAACGUCGGUGGAAUACAGAUUCCGCCCACUGGGGAUACCGGGAUGUACCGAUUGUGGGAUCAAGAUGAUCGAUACCUGUUCUCAGCACCAGGCGUCACGCAGGUUUACAAGAAUCCGAUCACCUACACUGCUGAGACACCGAAUUACACCGCACCUGAAGUAGUUUACGCUACCCAAAGAAGCAUGGGUAAAUUGUCUAAACGUUACAAUCUGACGUGGCUACUUCCGGUGGAUUCCGGGUUUUAUUACAUGCUUAGGCUCCAUUUUUGUAGUAUUAUACUGGAAUACACGAGAAAAGAUGCGGUGAUAUUUAAGAUUUUUAUUAAUAAUCAAACGGCUGAAGAUUCUGCUGAUCUGUUUUACUGGACUCAAGGUACCGGGUUUCCCGUGUUUAAGGAUUAUGUCGUAUAUGUGUUUGAUUCUGAUGGUAGUGGAAGAAAACAAGACUUAUGGCUCGCGAUGGCUCCUGACGUUGAAUACUCUGAAGAAUACAGUGAUGCUUUUUUGAACGGUUUGGAAGUUUUCAAGCUUAGCAUGAAUAGAAGUCUCGCUGGCCCCAAUCCGGAGCUCCAACCUACACCACCGUCUCCAUCACCACCAUCCCCUACCGGAAAAAAGAAAACUCCGCCAUAUGCCGCCAUAAUUGGCGGUAUUGGCGGAGCGUUAGUACUCAUGUUGUCGGUUUUAGGUUUUAUCGUUUUCCGGCGAGUGAAACGCUCCGGCGACAAGUCCGAUGAGCAAAAAUCAAAAGAUUCCGGCCUUCCGUCUGGGAGGUGUCGCAGACCAGUGGUCAUAAAGCUAGAGGAUCCCGAAGAAGUGGUGAGUUUGGCUGAAUGGGGGAGGUCAAAUUAUGGAAACGGGACGUUGCAUGAGAUAGUUGAUAAGAGAAUAAGUGAUGAGAUUGCUCCUAAUUCUUUGAUGAAGUUUGGUGAGGUGGCAAAUAGUUGUUUAAGAUCAAAAGGGAGUAAACGUCCGAAUAUGGAAGAAGUUGUUUGGGGGUUAGAGUUUGCGUUGCAGUUACAGCUGGAGGCAGCUGAGAAGAUAGAUGGAGAGGUGGCAGGUGAGAUGAAAGGUGGCAGUGGCAUGUCGGGAAAUCAAGAAUUUAUGUUUCCGGUGAAAGGAGAGGAUGUGAGUGUAGUUGAGGAGUAUGAGUAUGAGUUAGAGGAGUCGACUGGAGUGGGAAUACAACAUGGAUUGACAUCGACUGAUGGCAGCAGCCAUGAAGUGUGUGUGUCGGAAACGGUUUUACCCAGAUGA
This is a messenger RNA of Lactuca virosa, 1944 nucleotides long. The record is from the annotation of a GenBank genome assembly. NCBI's taxonomy places the organism in Eukaryota, Viridiplantae, Streptophyta, Magnoliopsida, Asterales, Asteraceae.